Messenger RNA from Tremella mesenterica DSM 1558, 888 nucleotides. RefSeq lists its product as uncharacterized. Lineage: Eukaryota; Fungi; Basidiomycota; Tremellomycetes; Tremellales; Tremellaceae. Bases 1 to 888 code for a protein of 295 amino acids. The transcript is spliced from 3 exons. The record is from RefSeq and is a predicted model, not a curated record.
AUGGCCACGGAUUUAGAGACAGCAGCCCUCAACGGGACUCUCUUUCGACCUCGUUCCCCUUCUCCCACACGUUCCGCAUCGACCGCUUCGCCAGAGAACACGGACGAUGAACUUGGAUCUGAUAUAUCACCUUCCCGACCACCCUCUGCCGCGGCAUCUUCCCAGGCGCUUUUACACGAUGGACCACAGACAGGACCCAAAGGUGUGAUCGAAGACCGUAAAGCUGUGGAACGACAUGCCAGAAGACAACAGGAAGAAGUGUUAAGACAAAGAGUAGAGGAACAGGCUGAAAGGGCUAUCGUGGUGCCUAGUUAUAAUGAAGAACAAGCGAGGGAGAGAGAAGAAGAAGAGUUGAGGUCAAGAUGGAGAAGAGAAAGGAGAGAAGAACUUAGGUCGAAUAGGGAAAGAGGGGAUAGUCCUAGGAGAGGAGGGUUGAAAGAAGUGGGUCAAGAAGGUUUUGUCAAUGCUGUGGAGAGAAAUGGAUGGGCUGUGGUUUUGAUCUAUGAGUCUGAAAUACAACGAUGUCAGACCAUCUUAGCUUCUAUGCUACACCUUUCACUCAAUCUUCCACCCACCAUCGUCCCCCUCGCUCUGUUCAGGGCACGAGCCACCACCUUGUCUUUUUCACUUCUCCCGCAUCUACAACCCGACCCGGAGGACGAAUACAGUGAUGAAGAAGACGAAAGGAAAGGUAAACCAGAUCCGGAUGUGUUACCGACUUUACUUGCUUAUCGGAAUGGAGAAUUGGAGAAGACUUGGAUCAGGGUUGAUUGGGAUGUUGGGGAGGAAGGAAUUGAGGGGUUAUUACGAAAAGAGGGGAUCUUACCCCAAAUCGGAGAUCUUCAUUUCCACGGCGGAAAUGAGUUAGACGGUGACGAGUAUGAGUGA